GGACCUGUUUCAUUCACCUCCACGAGUAAAGAUAACAGAGUAAAAGAGAGAGAGACCAAGGGUUGGAACAUAGUGCACCACGUGGGUCAGCCCAUGGGAAAGAACCCAAACAAAAUACUGCCUGGGAACUGAGGAACACACACACACACGACACAGAAAGAUAGACUGAGUGAAAGGCUGUGAGAGAGGAUGAUGAGACCAAAUUGCAAGACCUUUUAAAGUCAAAUCCAAGACACAACAAAAGCAAAAACAACGCGUUUGUGGAAUCACUGAAUGGAGUUGAAUCCACACUAUUGCCAGAGGAUACGGUGAAGUUCUGACCUGCUUCAAACAAACUCAAUCUUCUUUCUGCAGAGGAUUUAAACCUCAAAGAGAGAAGAUGCUGCAGAGGCUUUUCAACCGGCGUGGACUGAAACACAAGCGACUGGAGGAGGACGUAGAGGUGCGAUUCAAAGGGAAACUGGUGACUGAGAAAGAGCUAGGCUACACAUACGUUCGGCCAGGCGGCUCCAACUACUCCAGCCCGUCGUUGGCUCCGGUCGCCAGUCUGAAUGAGGAUGAGCGGGUGGGGGGCGGGGGUGGGGUUCUGGGUCUUGCACCUGAACACAUUCCCACCCCUGGCGCCCCCCUCAGCUGGCAGGCGGCCAUCGACGCGGCGCGGCAGGCCAAGCUCAUGGGUACCAGCGGAGCCCCGAUCUCCACCGUGAGCUCCACGCAGCGCAAACGCCAGCACUACGUCAAACCCAAGAAACAGGCCAGCACUGCCUCCACACGCCCACCCCGAGCCCUUCUCUGCCUCACUCUUAAAAAUCCCAUCCGCAGGGCGUGCAUCAGUGUUGUGGAAUGGAAACCGUUUGAAAUCAUAAUUUUGAUGACUAUUUUUGCAAACUGUGUGGCCUUAGCUGUCUACAUCCCUUUCCCUGAAGACGACUCCAACGCAACCAACUCUAACCUGGAACGUGUGGAGUAUCUUUUUCUCAUUAUUUUUACGGUGGAAGCAUUCCUGAAAGUAAUUGCAUACGGGCUGCUGUGUCACCCAAACGCAUACCUGCGGAAUGGCUGGAACCUGUUGGAUUUCAUUAUCGUGGUGGUGGGGCUCUUCAGUGCAAUAUUAGAGCAGGCCACUAAAGGAGAUGGUGGGACUUCAAUAGGAGGCAAGGCUGCAGGUUUUGAUGUAAAAGCGUUGCGAGCCUUUAGAGUGUUGAGACCUCUGAGACUCGUGUCUGGAGUACCUAGUUUACAGGUGGUGUUGAACUCCAUCAUUAAAGCCAUGGUUCCCCUCCUGCACAUCGCUUUGCUUGUUCUGUUCGUCAUCAUCAUCUACGCCAUCAUCGGCCUCGAGCUCUUCAUGGGCAAGAUGCACAGAACCUGCUUCUUCUUCAAAGACGGACAAAGAGGUGCUAUAUCAGAGGAGAAGCCAGCCCCAUGCGCCCCAAGCUCCGCCCACGGGCGACACUGCUCGCCGCCCAAUAUAACGCAAUGCAUGAUGGGAUGGGAAGGACCGAAUGAUGGAAUCACGAACUUUGAUAACUUUGCAUUUGCCAUGCUGACUGUGUUUCAGUGCAUCACAAUGGAGGGCUGGACUGAUGUCCUGUACUGGGUGAAUGAUGCUAUAGGGAAUUCCUGGCCGUGGCUUUAUUUUGUUACUUUAAUCAUCAUUGGCUCCUUUUUUGUUCUUAAUUUGGUUCUUGGGGUUUUAAGCGGAGAGUUCUCCAAAGAGCGAGAAAAGGCGAAAGCUCGUGGUGAUUUUCAGAAACUCAGAGAGAAACAGCAGUUGGAGGAGGAUCUGAAGGGAUACCUGGACUGGAUCACACAGGCGGAGGACAUCGACCCUGAGAAUGACGACGAAGGACUUGAUGAUGACAAGCCUAGAAAUCUGAGUAUGCCAGCUAGUGAAAAUGAGUCUGUGAACACUGAUAAUGCUCCAGCUGGAGAUAUGGAAGGAGAAACCUGCUGCACUCGUAUGGCAAAUAGGAUCUCCAAAUCCAAAUUCAGUCGAUAUUCUCGGCGGUGGAAUCGGUUGUGCCGUCGCAAAUGUCGCGCAGCCGUGAAGUCGAACGUGUUUUACUGGCUGGUGAUUUUCCUGGUAUUUCUAAACACACUAACCAUUGCCUCAGAGCAUCACCAGCAGCCAGACUGGCUCACCGAUGUACAAGAUAUUGCCAAUAAGGUGAUGCUGGCUCUCUUCACCGGUGAGAUGGUGCUGAAGAUGUACAGCUUGGGCCUACAGGCGUAUUUUGUCUCCCUUUUUAACCGUUUCGACAGUUUUGUGGUGUGCGGUGGGAUUCUGGAGACCAUUCUGGUGGAAACAAAGAUCAUGUCACCUCUCGGCAUCUCCGUGCUGCGCUGCGUCCGCCUGCUCCGCAUUUUCAAGAUCACCAGGUACUGGAACUCUCUCAGUAAUCUUGUGGCGUCUCUGCUGAACUCGGUGCGUUCGAUCGCCUCCCUGCUUCUCCUGCUCUUCCUGUUCAUCAUCAUCUUCAGCCUGCUCGGCAUGCAGCUCUUCGGAGGAAAGUUCAACUUCGACGAGACGCGUCGUAGCACCUUCGAUAACUUCCCCCAGUCUCUUCUAACCGUCUUUCAGAUUUUGACGGGAGAGGAUUGGAACUCUGUGAUGUACGAUGGGAUCAUGGCAUACGGAGGGCCGUCUUUCCCCGGAAUGCUCGUCUGUAUAUACUUCAUCAUUCUCUUCAUCUGCGGAAACUACAUCCUUCUGAAUGUCUUCUUGGCCAUUGCCGUGGACAACCUGGCAGAUGCUGAAAGUCUGACGUCAGCGCAGAAAGAGGAAGAAGAGGAGAAAGAGAGGAAGAAGCUUGCCAGAACGGCUAGUCCGGAAAAGCGGCAAAACUCUGAAAAACCUCCGCUGGAGGAUGUGAAAAAAGAGGAAAAGAUUGAACUGAAAUCCAUCACCUCCGAUGGAGAGACGCAGCCUGCCACCAAGAUCAACAUUGAUGAGUACACAGGUGAAGAGAAUGAGGAGAAGAAUCCAUAUCCUGUGAAUGAUUUCCCAGGAGAGGACGAAGAUGAGCCUGAGAUACCAGUAGGACCCCGUCCUCGGCCACUCUCAGACAUUCAGCUGAAGGAGAAAGCUGUCCCCAUGCCAGAGGCCAGAGCUUUCUUUAUUUUCAGCCCCAGUAACAAGUUCAGGGUUUUGUGUCAUAAGAUUGUAAACCACAACAUCUUCACCAAUUUAAUCCUGUUUUUUAUACUGCUGAGCAGUAUUUCACUGGCAGCAGAAGAUCCAGUGAAGAAUGACUCAUUCAGGAAUCAGAUUCUAGGCUAUGCAGAUUAUGUGUUUACAGGGAUCUUCACCAUAGAGAUCAUAUUAAAGAUGACAGCAUAUGGAGCGUUCCUACAUAAGGGUUCAUUUUGUCGAAAUUAUUUUAAUAUUCUGGAUCUGGUGGUGGUCAGCGUGUCUCUGAUCUCCUCUGGAAUUCAGUCAAGUGCCAUUAAUGUAGUGAAGAUUCUCAGAGUGCUGAGAGUGUUGAGGCCCCUGAGAGCAAUCAACAGGGCCAAGGGCCUCAAACAUGUGGUCCAGUGUGUGUUUGUAGCCAUCCGCACCAUCGGGAAUAUUGUCAUUGUCACCACUUUGCUGCAGUUCAUGUUUGCCUGCAUCGGUGUACAACUCUUUAAGGGCAAAUUCUUCUACUGCACAGACACCUCUAAACAGACACAAGCAGAAUGCAGGGGUUCUUACAUAUUGUACAAAGAUGGGAACGUUGGGAAGCCAGAGAAAGCUGUGCGUUCAUGGGAGAACAGUGACUUCAACUUCGAUGAUGUUCUGCAGGGCAUGAUGGCACUGUUCGCUGUGUCCACCUUUGAGGGUUGGCCAGGGCUCCUCUACAGAGCCAUAGACUCCCAUACGGAGGACAUCGGUCCUAUCUACAACUACCGCGUGGUCAUCUCUAUAUUUUUCAUCAUCUACAUCAUCAUUAUCGCCUUCUUCAUGAUGAACAUAUUCGUAGGUUUCGUCAUCGUGACGUUUCAAGAGCAGGGAGAACAAGAGUACAAAAACUGUGAGCUGGACAAGAAUCAGCGUCAGUGUGUGGAAUAUGCCUUGAAGGCCCGCCCCCUGCGCAGAUACAUCCCUAAGAACCCCUAUCAGUACAAAGUUUGGUACGUGGUGAACUCCACCUACUUUGAGUAUCUGAUGUUCACCCUUAUCCUGCUCAACACCAUCUGCCUGGCCAUGCAGCAUCAUGGUCAAUCUCAGUCUUUCAACAAAGCCAUGAAUAUCCUUAAUAUGUUAUUCACCGGGCUCUUCACUGUGGAAAUGAUCCUCAAACUCAUCGCCUUCAAACCCAGGGGUUACUUUAGUGACCCCUGGAAUGUUUUUGACUUCCUCAUCGUUAUUGGCAGCAUUAUAGACGUCAUUCUGAGUGAGAUCAACCAUUAUUUUGUUGAUGCAUGGAACACGUUUGAUGCCCUUAUUGUAGUGGGUAGUAUUGUUGAUAUAGCCAUCACAGAGGUUAACCCAGCUGACCCCUCCUCCUCUCCCCCUUCCUCUGUGGUAAGACCAAUGGGCCUUCAAAACACAGAAGAUAAUGCCAGGAUCUCGAUCACAUUCUUUCGGCUGUUCCGCGUGAUGAGGUUGGUGAAGCUUCUUUCCCGGGGAGAAGGAAUUCGGACGCUGCUCUGGACCUUCAUUAAAUCCUUUCAGGCUCUUCCCUAUGUUGCUUUGCUUAUCGUAAUGCUGUUCUUCAUCUACGCCGUCAUUGGGAUGCAGAUGUUUGGUAAAAUCGGCCUGAGGGACAACAGCCAGAUCAACCGAAACAACAACUUUCAGACGUUUCCUCAGGCUGUUUUGCUGCUCUUCAGGUGUGCUACAGGGGAGGCAUGGCAGGAAAUCAUGCUGGCCUGUUCUCCAAACCGUCCGUGUGAGACGGGGUCAGAGGUCGGCCAUACGAGCGAAGCCUGCGGGAGCCACUUUGCCAUCAUCUACUUUGUUAGUUUUUACAUGCUUUGCGCCUUUCUGAUCAUUAACCUGUUUGUGGCUGUCAUCAUGGACAACUUUGACUAUUUAACACGUGAUUGGUCGAUACUGGGGCCGCAUCACCUGGAUGAGUUUAAGAGGAUAUGGGCAGAAUACGACCCUGAAGCCAAGGGUCGGAUUAAACAUCUGGAUGUGGUGACGUUACUGCGCAGGAUUCAGCCUCCCCUUGGUUUUGGAAAACUUUGUCCGCACAGAGUGGCAUGCAAGCGGCUUGUGUCUAUGAACAUGCCUCUCAAUAGUGAUGGAACGGUGAUGUUCAACGCAACCCUUUUUGCCCUAGUGCGGACGGCCCUGCGCAUCAAAACCGAAGGUAAUCUGGAGCAAGCAAAUGAGGAGCUCAGGGCGAUCGUGAAGAAGAUCUGGAAGACGAGCAUGAAGCUGCUGGAUCAAGUCGUUCCCCCUGCUGGAGAUGAUGAAGUCACAGUUGGGAAGUUCUAUGCCACAUUCCUGAUUCAGGAAUACUUCAGGAAAUUUAAGAAACGAAAGGAACAGGGCCUGGUGUCCAAGAUUCCCCCAAAGACCGCUCUUUCUUUGCAGGCUGGCCUGCGUACACUACAUGACAUGGGUCCUGAGAUCAGGCGAGCGAUAUCGGGUGACCUGACGACGGAGGAGGAACUGGAGAGAGCGAUGAAAGAAACCGUGUGUGCUGCGUCCGAGGAUGAUAUCUUCAGGGUAAAGCGAUCUGGUGGCCUUUUUGGUAACCACGUCAACUACUACAACCAAAGUGACGGCCAUGCAUCCUUCCCACAAUCCUUCACGACGCAGCGACCACUGCACAUCAGCAAGUCCGGGAGUCCUGGCGAACCUGAAUCCCCAUCACAUCAGAAGCUCAUGGACUCGACGUUCACUCCAAGCAGUUACUCUUCCUCAGGAUCCAACGCAAACAUAAACAACGCAAACAACACGGGCAUCGGACACCGGUACCCCAAACCUACCGUGAGUACGGUGGAUGGACAGACGGGGCCUCCCCUUACCACCGUCCCACUGCCACGGCCCACAUGGUGCUUUCCCAACAAAAGGACCUGUUUCUAUGACACGUUUAUGCGCUCUGAUUCCAGUGACAGUCGCCUCCCCAUAAUACGGCGAGAAGAAGAGUCUACCGACGAGACGUACGACGAAACGUUUCUAGAUGAGAGAGAUCAGACCAUGCUCUCAAUGGACAUGAUGGAGUUUCAGGAUGAAGAGAGCAAACAGUUAUCUCCCAUGGUGGAGGGGGAUGUUGGGGAGGAGAGGAGGCCGUGGCAGUCUCCACGGCGACGGGCCUUUCUCUGCCCCACUGCACUAGGUCGACGGUCUUCCUUUCACCUGGAGUGUCUGAGAAAGCAUAACAGACCUGACGUUUCUCAGAAGACUGCACUACCACUGCACCUUGUGCAUCAUCAGGCUUUGGCCGUGGCAGGGUUGAGUCCCUUGCUGAGACGAAGUCAUUCCCCGACUUUGUUCGCACGUCUGUGUUCCACGCCCCCCGCGAGUCCGAGCGGCCGCGGUGGAGGAGGGCCGUGCUACCAGCCUGUCCCGUCUCUCCGGUUGGAGGGCAGCGGCUCCUACGAAAAACUCAACAGCAGCAUGCCGUCUGUGAACUGCAGCUCGUGGUACAGCGACAGUAACGGCAACCACAGCAGGAGCAGGACGCAGCGACCCGUGUCCCUCACGGUUCCUCCGGUCACGCGUAGAGACUCCUUAUCCCUGGCACACGGGAGCGCCGGCAGCCUCGUGGAGGCGGUGUUGAUAUCUGAAGGCUUGGGUCGCUAUGCACAGGAUCCAUCCUUUAUCCAGGUAGCGAAGCAGGAAUUAGCGGAUGCCUGCGACAUGACCAUGGAGGAGAUGGAGAACGCAGCCGAUAACAUUCUCAACGCAAACGCUCCACCGAACGCCAACGGAAACCUGCUACCGUUCAUUCAGUGCAGAGACGCUGGUACACAGGAGUCUCGUUGCGGCCACGCGCUGGGGCUCUCUUCGGCCGCGGGGUCAGACGAGCUUCUCGGGGAGGAGUUAGACCUCGCCGAGGGGGCGGGGCAACGGAACAGUGCCCUGAUGGAGGACGAGGACAUGGAGUGCGUGACGAGUUUGUAGGGGCAACAUCAGCACGGAGGACUUCCUGCGUCUUAGCCCAACUCUCGCCGAGGACACUGCCGUCCUGCAGUCUGACCGUUUGUUGCGUGUACCUACCGUAGGGGUAUCAGGCCAUUCUGCUUAGCCGAGACUGAGUUGGUUUUUAGUUCGUCCGUGUGUUUGCGAGAGCACGAGCGAAAGUAGGCGCGUGUACAUGUUUGUGUGUGUGUUUCUAAAGUGCCUCACAGUUCUCACAACCUUGAUUGCAGUAAGAAGGAUUUGACAAGAUGCGCUGUUAACCACUGAACGGGAUACGUCUGUCGGCGGGAGCCUGGGGGACUAAGUAGGACCGUGCCAGGCCUGUAGGAAUCCACGGCCAUCACCUCCUCCGGUCCGGAUGUACGGUGCUGGAUCCUGUGGGAAUUUGCCGUCCAGGAGCGGUCGCAAGUUUGAGGGUUGCUCAGAAAGACUUAAUCGGACAAACUGGAGUGGCGAAGCCCAAUAUAGCAGCUGUCUCACUUUUCACGGGGCUGUCCAUCAUCCAUUCAUCAGGAGAAGAGUCAUCUGCAACCACCCUUGACCUUUUACAGGGUUUUUAUUUAAGUUGCUGCUUUUCAAUUUGAUUUCUACCCAUAAUCAGUGGAAGACUGAAUGAAACUCCCUGAAUUUCUCUCGUUUGUGUACCGUUACGGCUUUCAGGUAGCUGCCAGCUGUGAAAGGUACAGGUCAUUGCAUCAGUGGCCUUUGACUUCCCAAUCUGCUUUAUUAUUCUGCAGUUUUUACUUUCCUUUUUUUCCAGUAUUUGGUGUUCGUAACGUUUAUCUUGGAUUGCACACAGGUGGAUGCUGUUUUCUUUUCUAAAUUAUUAUUAUUAUUAUUACUAUUAUUAUUAUUUCUAUGGAAAGCGUUUAAGAUGUUUAUGCCAGAUGCAGUGUUGUGACUCCAAUGCCUCUUACAGACAAAAAGCUAUUUAUUUAUUUAUUCCUGUCCGAGGUGGAGCGUGUUUGGGGGGGACUGUUUCUCUCAUAUCGUUUAUUGGUAGCUCACGAGCUGUAAAUGAGCAGUAAAACUCACCUGGACGCAGGUAGCACUGAUAGGUCACGCGGUUUCCUAUGCUGCUGUUGGAUCAGACGAAACUACUGACGUUUCUUCGCCGCUGAUCUCCAGAAACAAUCAGCCGACAGCAGAGGUCAGUAAAGGUGCACUUUGAGGAGAAGGAAGCAUUCAGGGAUGUCUGGGUAGCGCGUCAUUAAAGAAAAACAACUCUUAUGUAGUUCACACAGGGCUAAAACUCAUCACGAAAGUUUCGACAUCAGCAGUGUCAUCGCCAUUACACAACGAUUAUUUUUAACGUCAUUAUUAAUUAAUACUGUUGAUAAGGAUAUUUUUUCUGCAGGGUUUAGCACUAUAUCCAUGCAGUUACGCAUACACACACACACAUAAAGAAUUACUUAUUUAUCUAUUAUGCAAAUAAUAAGGUGUUGAAGCAUACGCUUGUUGUGUGGAAUAAAACAUCCUUUCAUGAGAAAUGACACAUUGUAUGAAGUGAUGGCGACCUGACCAAUCCGCUUCCAGGCUUCUUUCUGUUUUUGUGCCACACAAUACACCACUAUUAUAUAAAUCUCUCUUUCCAUAUACGAAUAGAUAAUGAACUAUUUUUGUCUAGUGAGUUUUACCUGGCGUUUUAUUCCAGGCCUUUUAAAAUUUUCUUUCACCGGUCAUAUGCUUUUGGUUGUGAGCGAAGUUCCUUACGGGAAGUCUCGAUGCAAUGCUCGUGAAAACUAUUUGGGAAAAAUGUAGCCACCUGCCCUUUCCACCACCACCACACUCCCAUAUCUCCCACAUCGUGAGGCUGCCCCAGGCAUAUUUUUUCGAGGCCUUGGUUGUGUAUGUGCGAGUGUCCGUGUUUAGUAUAUUUGCAGGACGGUGUUAGUGUUCGUGUUUAGUAUAUAUGCAGUAUGAGUGCGCGUGUGCAUGCGUAUGUGCUUGCAUACCACAAGAUAUGCAAAAACAAUGCAAUAACUUUGACUGUACAACAGUUUCAUUCAGCUGUACAAAAAUCUAAGAGAGAAUUUAUUCACUGUUGUGUAUUUCGUUACAGAACUUUAAAUUUAAACCUGUCAUACUUGAAAUAGGGUGCAUUUGAGUAUUGAGUAUUUUCAAAUAAAAUAUCGUGCGGGUCGGUUUGGUUUGAUGUUUUUCUUCUGUUGAUUAUCUGUGCAUGAGGAUUAUUUUGGUGUGCUGAGCUUUCGAUUAACCUUUCGUUUGAAACAUUGAGGAAGCGCGAACACGGUGUAAAUAAUACAGACCGAGGAGAAGAAACGUCUUGGCGCGGAAGUGAUUUUGCAUAUCUUGUGCUCAUCCAGCUGAAAGGUGCAUGAUACGCAAGAGCGGCUCUCUUUCUUUCACUCUUUUCCCUUUAUACCUUUUCAUUCGUUCACUGUUCGUCUCUUUUCUUAUGCAGACAUCACAGUGAAGUAAAAUCCUAUUAUGGUGUCCCCACGUACAGUAGGUUGGUCAAUCACAUCCAUUCCCACUUAAGUCACAUAGACAAUCUGCAUUUGGGGUUGAGAUUUAACUGAUCACAGAUCAGAGGUUUGAAGCUAAGCUUGUUUGAAUGCAUUUGCAUGGAGUCUGAAGAAUGGACAUAGCAGUAUACAGACUCUCCCUUCAUUAGCCAAUGAUUGUAUAUUUUUUUAUAGACUAUAGAAAAGACGUGAAAAAAACUGCUGAAUGUCAGGGUGGCUACACACAACAGUGUUGGAGAAUGUAUGUAGUGACUUAUACGUAUAGAUAGAAAUUACAAAUAUAUGAUAGAAGAGAAAUAUAGAGUAAAUCAUUCGUAUUCACCGCGGUAGCUCUUUUGAGACGGCAGGAUUGUUGGGCGCUUAUUGAGGGAUGAGUGCAAUGAGAUUUCGAUUCAGAGGGCUUGAUUUUAUUACGCAUUAGGUUCCCUCCGAGCACCCACUUGUACAAAAUCAGCCCUUUGUGUUGAAUGAAACGCGCGUCGGCGGAUGAACGAUCUUUUAUGAAACAGAGCGCUGUGUUGCGCUCAGGCCUGGUACCAAAUAUUUGACUCGCUGAAUAUUUUAUUAAGUUUCUCAGUGGUGUUUUUUCGCCCAAAUCAUUUAAAUGUAGCUUUCCUCUCUCAGAGAAUCAGAAGUUAUUUUAUAUAUUUUAAUAUAGGAGAUAUAUUUAUGAAAUUUUGAUCUUUCGCACUUGUGAAGGGUACGGCCAAAAUUGGCGAAAGGUAUUUCGGUUUGGUUGUGAGGUGCAUUUAUCUGUAGCAGUUACAUACUUAACUUUCCCUAAAAACGCUUAGUUGUAAAAAUGGAUACGUGUACAUGGACAGGUUUGAAUAUUGAAGCAUUUUGGCAAUGCAAAGCCCCCAAAACCAUUUUUUGGAACACAUUUGUUGAAUUUUUUGUCUUUAGAGUGAUUGUUUUGUUUUACUUGAUUGAACCCAGUAAUGAAGGAACAGACAGCAGACGACUUUGGGCCGGAUCCAUACCGGAAGUCAGCGGAUACGUUGCAGAUCUGGCCCAGUGUGCCAUUUAGGCCUUGUCCACACGGACGCGGGUAUUUUUAUAACUGUGACUUUUUUUACGCGGUCGGCCGUUCGUCCACAUGGAAACGCAGUAUGACGUCACUGAAACCGAACAUUUUUGAAAAUUAGUAUUUUAAGAAAUGCCGGUUGCGGUGUUGUCGUGUAGACAGUAAAACCGGGGUUUUUGCCUUGCGACGUCACUUUUGUUAGGCUUCUGAUUGGCCAAGAUGGCUUUACGAUUUGAGUUAUAUCACCGCCUGCUGGUGUGGCAUGCUCUUGACAGCACGUGAUCACGUGUUUUUGCGUGUUCAUGUAGGCGGAGAUUUCUUUUAAAUCGAGCACGUGUGGAGGGGAUUUUUUUUUAAACUGCAGGAGGAAAAACUCUGGUUAUAAAAUACCCGUGUCCUUGUGAACUAGGCCUUAUGCUGCGUUUACACCAGCCGCGGUUGAGGCAUCAAGCGUGAGUGAUUUCAAUGUUAAGUCAGAGGCGUUUGGCGCGGCAGACGCAAUUCCGCCUCAUUCGCGCGUCUAGUUCACGCGAAUUAAGUGUCUGGCGCGCUAUGCGCAAAUUGUGCUUUUUCUGCAUUUUGCGUUUGACGCGAAUUUGCGGCUGAUGCCCAAGUUGAAAAAUUUGAACUUUGGCGGAUUUUCGCGCUGCGUUAACCAAUCAGGAGCCUGCUUGCUGCUGUGGCGGCAGCCCCGCCCAGAGUCACUCAUUCAACAUGAAGGAAUGCUUGAUAUUGUCCGUGAGCAGUCACCCGGAGCUAUAUGACAUACGUUCUUAUUUCUAUAGAGACAGGAAUAAAAGGGACCUCGCUUUGAAGCGUGUCAGUGAGGACAUUGGGCAACCUGGUAAGUUGUAAAUACACAUUUCACUUUUGAGUCACGUGACGUUUAUCGACCCGCGCCGUUUAUUUUCCCCCUAGUAAGAUGACUAAAUACAAACUGGUAACUCUCUCGAUAAAUGCACAAUCAACAUCAGUCAUCUUGCAAACAGACAACCGCAUAGCACUUGCCCCUCCCACAAGAAGCGGAUUUUGCCUGUGACGCGCGUCAAAUGCUUGCUUUUCCGCGCGUGUACUUCGCUCUAGACGCGCGAAUGCAUUCAAACUGUUCAAGCGGCAAACUAGACGCGAUUUUAACGCCUGAAACGCGGUUGGUGUAAACGCAGCAUUAGAUGAAAGAAAUCUUUACUGAAGUAUCCGAUUAGACGGUUUCGAUUUGUGGGUUCAUUGAAGACUGAAGGUGCGUGCUGACCUUUGACCCGGAGAAAGCUUAAACAGGUGCAACGUUCGCCCUCUGGUUAAACCUUUGUGUAGCACGUAUCUCCGAUAUUCUCCUUUUAAUGACUGUUAAUUUGAUAUUAUAAUAAGUUAAUGUAGUGCGUAAAUGAGUUUUAAUGCUAAAACUAAAAGCUAAGGUGGUGAUGCAAUAAUCACGAUUUGCACAUUUAAACCACGUUUAGUUCCAUACAUCGUACACAUAAUCCGAGUAAAGGAUGAAUUUAUGCAUAGAUUUUAGUUGUGUGUAAAUAUUAAUUUCGCCCUAAGCUCAAAACGUCAAUCUUGCCAUAGUUUCAGCAUUUCAGCAGGUGGGACUAGAGGAGAAAUUAAUGCAGGCCUUUUUAUGCAGUAGGAGCGGUAUUAUUGGUAUUGGAGCCCUAAAUAAUGGGUGAAUCGCAGCCAAUUGAAUGCUGAGGUAUUAAUAUACGGUAAAGAGCCAAUCAAGAGUGGCGUUUCCCUGCCUCCAGUUCCACCCAGCGAAUGUAGCACUAGAGAGAGAGACAAAAAUGGGCCGAACGAUAAAGAUUUUAAUGAGGAGCUCGAAAAGUAAAGGAGUACUUAUUGCACAAAUUUCCAUGUAUGAGUGAAUAUAGUUUUAACUUAGUCUUCAUCACAUCAUGCUUUCUAUCUGCAGAGAAAGAGGUAAUAUCCGGUUGAGCACAUGAAGCUCCAGGCUUGAUUUUUUGGGAUCUAGCUGGUUUCUCUAAUGGGUGGCAGGACUGAGGGAUUUUAUUUCCUGAUAGCACCACGAUGAGCUGGCUUAUCUGCAGACCCAGCCUGUAAUUCUGUGUCUAGACGAGAUGUUUUAUGGAAGCUGUAAUUGCAUUACAUUAUUUUCAUGCGUGCGGGGUGUUGAAUCAGUUCACAAAUGGAGAAAUCUUGCCUCUGUUGCUUUGUUUUGAUGAGCACACAAGCAACUUUUGUUUCGGUUUGCGGUGCGGAUGGGAAUUGUAGUCUUGAGCCAAAUGAAAAUGUUUAGUCGAUGUCGUGCUUUUGGUAGAAUCUGAAGGCAUCAGCGCUGAUCAUUCAGGUCUCUCAUUGAAAACACAGAGGUCGUUCGCAUUUCGGAGAUUUUAUUCAACUUUAGACCCCGGGUGUUUUUUUGAAACCUCUGUGAGACGUCUGCAUGGUCUGUCAUUUCCUCCUCUACUUUUGCUGAAACUCUUUUGUUUCAUUUCAUUGUUCUUUCAUUUGUUCAUUUAGAUUUGAAAAAGAUUACGCUACAUAAAUCUAAAGAUUCAAUCACUUUUUCUACUCCUGUUUUCCAAAAAAGUGAAACGAAAAACCAACCAAAAAAUUGGAUUUGUAAAUAAGUGAUUGUACAGUUUGUAUCUGUAUCUGUCAGUCUGUCUUUGGUGACAGAGUGUGUCUUGCUUAACGCACGCUACCAGUAAAUAAAAACUAAAAAAUAUCUUUAGAUUGUAUGGUUCUUGACAGGAAGUUUUAAAUUAAUCUCUGCUGUAUAUUCCUGUAAUAUUGCAUUUUUAUCUGAGGAAUGAUGUUAUUAAACUAUUGCAAAUAAAGUGAAUUUCCUAA
This is a messenger RNA of Misgurnus anguillicaudatus (oriental weatherfish), 13411 nucleotides long. The record is from RefSeq and is a predicted model, not a curated record. NCBI's taxonomy places the organism in Eukaryota, Metazoa, Chordata, Actinopteri, Cypriniformes, Cobitidae.